Molecule: messenger RNA, 313 nt
Organism: Paramecium octaurelia
Lineage: Eukaryota; Ciliophora; Oligohymenophorea; Peniculida; Parameciidae
Source: the annotation of a GenBank genome assembly
AUGUUUUUAAGAAUUGCUACGACUUUCUUUAGACAACCUUAGUUGAAGAAUCAAUUAAGGAGGUCCUUGACGCAGGCUCCCAUGUUAUCGAUAUUAAGAAAUCACAAUUUAUUCAUUCAAAAUCUGUCCUAUCUGCAAAGUUAGUUUUACCAGAUGGAGGAGAGCAACGACGAAUUGGAGUUACUGUAAAUGAAAUUCAAUUUAUAAAAGACAGGAAGAAGUUCCAGUAGGCAGAAUGCAGUGAGACGACUCUCUAACACCCAUCAACAUUGUGAUAAUAUUAAUAUACCAAUAAUCAUUCAUUAUAAUGUGC